AUGGCUCACAACUUGCCUGAGGGAAUCGUACAUGAUAUACUAUAUAGGCUACCGCCUAAAUCUUUGAUCAGAUGCACCUCGGUGUGCAAGCCAUGGAACUCCAUGAUCAAAAAUCCCAGCUUUAUACGCACCCAUGUCAACCGUACAAUCUGUCUUAAUAACCAGUUUUGCACCCACCUCUGCAUACUCCACUGUGUUCCUAGAGCUAUUCUUUCCAGCAACGUCAACGUUCGCGCAGACGAGCCAAGGGAGGAGCAUUACAGUUUGCACUAUGACAACCAUGCUUUUGAUGAGUACUGCAAGCUAGAAUUUCCAAUUGUUCCCAAGAUGAAUAAAUUUCUUCGCGUGGAUGGAAUUUGUAAUGGCCUGGUGUUCCUUGCUGAUGAUAACGACCGUUUAGGUUACACAUUCAUGUUAUGCAACCCGUCUAUCAGAAAGUCAGUGACACUUCCUAAGCCUCAUCUAUCCUUCGAGCCAAUAGGCCGGUACCAUGCUUGUAUUGGUUUUGGUUUUGACGCUGUGACUAAUGACUACAAGGUUGUGAGACUUAUCAAUGGGCGAUGUGAAGAUCCAAAUACUUUUUAUGAGGUUUAUUCACUAGCUGGAGGCUCAUGGAGUGAUCCUCGUUCUUUGGAUUUUGCACAUUUAGCUAUGAGUCCUAGAAAAUCCCAUGUUUUUGUUAAUGGGGCUAUUCAUUUUGAGGUAUGGCGCCCUUUGACAAACUUUGAUUAUGAAUAUUCCAUUUUGGCGUUUGACGUGGGAAGCGAUUCAUUUCGCAGGAUAAUGGCACCAAAGAAUUUCAGUAUCCCAGGGACCACGCAAUUGUUUAUUUCCGGCAACGGAAAUUCCAUUACUCUGUUCCAGCCUUGUUUUACUAGUACCGGAGAGAUUUGUCUGGAUAUAUGGGAGAUGAAAGAGUAUGGCACUGAAGAGUCAUGGACCAAAUUGACAACUCUAAGUCUACCAAGUCCACGGAGACGAGUUUUCUACAGGCCAUUAUGGUUCGGGAAGAGUGGUGAUGUAGUGUUGGUUCCGAUUACUUGUUUAUGGGAAGAUGAUGAUAGGUAUGAAUUAGUUUCUCUAGACCUUGUGAGCAAACAAUUAAAAAAUCUUGGAAUUCAGGGAUAUAAAUAUUAUUAUGCUGAAUCUUAUGUUGUGAGCCUCGUCUUACUCGACAAGACCGAUGCAGUUUCUUACUGA
Molecule: messenger RNA, 1200 nt
Organism: Malus domestica (apple)
Lineage: Eukaryota; Viridiplantae; Streptophyta; Magnoliopsida; Rosales; Rosaceae
Source: RefSeq, a predicted model, not a curated record